AUGUUUAUCUUGACAGUUGAUUUGGGAAUAAGUGUCCAGCAGGACACUGGGGUCACUUCUUCCCCCAAGACAAUGGAGCUCAGCGCGGGUGCAGAUGCCAAGGCCAACGGAAAGAAUCUUGGGCAAGAGGCCAGAGCCCAGCCACCAGCUGCUAAGUCGCGUUUUUCCUUGACGCUCUCUCGGCCUGUACCAGGACGUACCAGAGACCAAGGCUCGGUUCCAGCGCCAGCACCAGGGAUGCUUGAUGUCAGCUCCCCGGGAGCUCUGGAGAACAAAGACCAAAGUGAGAGGCCCGGCCUUUCAGUAGCAGCUGCACCCAGACCCAAUGCAGAUAAAAGCCCAGGGCACACCCCAGCCAGAGAAGAAGGCUGCUCGGCUACCGGAGAGGUGGGGGGAGCCACUCCCGUCAAGUCUAAGGACUCCAGCUUUUUGGACAAACUCUUCAAACUAGACAGGAGACAGGAAAAGGUACCUGUAGAGAGACUGAUUACUGAGUCUCCAGCCCAGGCGGACAACACUCCAGAAUCAUCAAGGCUGUGCAACCAUGGCUCUGCAGAGGCGGACAUAGAUGUCAGUGAGGCGAAAGAACAGGAAGUUGGACCGUUGAAUUGCUCUCUCCCCCAGGACCCAGCAGUACUGGACACAACUGAGGAGGACCCCCAGGCAGCAGAAACAGAGAAUAAUUCCAUCAUGAGUUUCUUUAAAACCCUGGUUUCACCUAAUAAAGUGGAAACAAAAAAAGAACCAGAAGACAUGGCAUCCAAAGCAGAGAUUGUUUGUGAUGGACAAGUGGGGCAGAAGACAACCGAGAUCCACGAUAAAGGCUCCAAGAAAAAGCAACUGCAGAGCCCCAGGCUCAGUUUAGCCUGUAAAAGAUUCUUUAGACAAAAGGGUAUUGAAAAGUCAUCUGCCACUUCAGCAGACCUUAAAUCAGGCAAGGUCAGUUUUGCAUCCCAGGAAGCCUCACAGGGAACAACCAAAAAUCCUAUAUCUACUGAACCAGCAAAGGAAGGAACCAAGGAAAAGGGAGCACCCACCUCUCUGCCUCUGGGCAAACUGUUUUGGAAAAAGUCAGGCAGAGAGGCACCCGUUCCCACAGGUACAGAGGAGAAUGUGGUGUGCGAAUCACCAGUAGAGGCACGAACCAGCGAGGACGUAGAAUCCGCCUUACAAACAGUGGAUCUCAGUGACGAAGGAGAAGCUGCUCCAGGGCCUGCAGAGGUCAAAAUCAAACAGGAAGACCGAAAACCAUCCAGAACCUCUCUAAGGGCAUUUUUCAGACAAAUGUCAGUGAAAGGGGAUGGAGGAACCUCUCACUCUGAAGACACGAACAAGAAAGACGCCAGCAUCCAAACAUCCACGGAGAAGCCCGUCUCACCACCGGGGCCUGAGCCCGCAGUGGCAAAUCCAAAGGGCAAGGAGGAUUCCGCCAAGGAUAAGAAGGCCCCCUCCACAGAAGUGAGCAAGCCCAAAGGAAACAAACAGGAAGCCAGAGAUCCAGCCCCAGGAGCAGAGCCUGCGGUAGCCGCAGUGAACUCACUGCAAAACGGAGAAGGGCUCAGCUCCCCCCGGAGACCCGACAAGUGGAAGCAACCCCUAGGAGGGUUCUUCAAGAACCUGGGACCAAAACGGAUGUUGGAUGCCCAAGUGCAGACAGACCCCGUCUCCAUUGGACCAGUUGGCAAAUCCAAGUGUUUGGCCAGAUGGGGCUUUGCCAGGGUCAAGAAGAAGAUGUGACCCUCCCAGGAACGGAGUUGCUAAGUGGACGGGCACCCAGGAGGAAAAAAGAAAAAGGCAAAACCAGUCCCCCUGCUUUCCUUGUCACCACUUCAGGGACCUCAGACUGACACUGGCAGAGGAACCCUGUGCAAAAGCAUGGUCCCACAGUCCUGGUGUUCCCUCCAUCACUUAGAGAAGUCCAGAAGAGAAGGGAAGAGGGAAUGAAAUCCUGAGAUUAGGUUCUUGCCUGUGAUCAAUUGAAGAUCAUUCUUAAUCCCUCCAUGCCACUUCUCUCCAUCCUGCCAAGUCCCCUUGUUUGUCUGCAAGCAAUCCAGAUGGUUUAGGAUCCCAUUAAUUCUAUUUCAGUGGACCAGAGUCUAGAAUGUGUAUCCUGCUAGCUGUAGGUAGCUGAUUAAAAUCUGGACCUAACCUAACAAAGGUCCUGAAAUCCAAGGGUCCCAAAAUAAACUGCAGUUAAAAGAAAAUAAAAGUAGCCAGAAUAAAGCUAGGGAAACUGAUUUUCCUGAACCAACCCCAUUCCCAAAUACUGAAAACAAUCCCUGCUGAAAUGUGAGAUUCCCAGAACCAAUUUUCAUCACUCUUCCCUUGUACCCAGUUAAACCAUUUUAAGGCAGCAAUUGGCAUGUAGGGAAGAGUUAAGCUGUUCUGGGGACUCCCCUUAGUCUACCUUUCAGGGGGGGGAAAAUGUCACACUGGCCCACUGGAAAUGAGGGAUCCUUUAGAAAGGAAAAAAUUUACUUACUGAGCAGCAAAUUCAAGUUAAUUUGUAAUUUAGAUAUUUAGUUUGAAGCCUUUAAGCCGUUAGAGACAGCUCCAAACCCAAUUGCAUAAAUUGGGUUUCUGGGGGAAACCAGAAAGUGAAGGCUUUCCUUUGCUUCUCUUCCCCCAGAAAGGUCCUCAGUGAUGCCUCUCCAUUUCCUGCCCCUUAUUGGGCUCUGCCUAGGUAACAGUAAACGCUAGUGUUAGAAUUGGAAGAAUCUAAUCUGCCUUAGAUGAAGCUCGCUUCAGUGUAUGUGGAUAUGUUUUCUCAUUGACAGCCCUAGACCCUAAACAGAACUGAAUCACCCCUCUGUCUCAUUAAUUUUUGGGGACACUGGCCUUCACUAGGAUGCUUUUGCCUUUUAUUUUCACCCAAGGGAGCCCUUCCAAACCACAUGGCUCCAGCUGUGGUUCUGGCCCAGUUUGCCACUAGAGAAAGAAGGUCCUUGCUUCAGGUAUAGAACCAAAGUGUUCCCUGACCACUUGCCAACACAGGUGAGGGUGGAGAUAAACCAGGAUGGGUUAUUUUGUUUU
Molecule: messenger RNA, 3033 nt
Organism: Suncus etruscus (white-toothed pygmy shrew)
Lineage: Eukaryota; Metazoa; Chordata; Mammalia; Eulipotyphla; Soricidae
Gene: BCAS1
Product: brain enriched myelin associated protein 1
Exons: 11
Coding region: 1-1737 (578 amino acids)
Biological process (GO): myelination
Source: RefSeq, a predicted model, not a curated record